Molecule: messenger RNA, 591 nt
Organism: Diprion similis
Lineage: Eukaryota; Metazoa; Arthropoda; Insecta; Hymenoptera; Diprionidae
Product: KRAB-A domain-containing protein 2-like
Exons: 2
Coding region: 1-591 (196 amino acids)
Biological process (GO): DNA integration
Molecular function (GO): nucleic acid binding
Source: RefSeq, a predicted model, not a curated record
AUGAAAGAUUACCUACGACAACACAUCCGAGCGUGUCUACAUUGUCUACUAAGUAAGACCCCGACAGUUGUGCACUUGGAUCACAUUGGACAUUUUGUGACUAGUAAAAGAGGAAAUAAGCAUGUGUUAAUGACAGUGGAUAACCUAACCAAAUUUGUUCGACUGGAUGCCGUUAAGAGUACAGAUACGAAAGGGAUAAUAAACAAAAUGGAAGAUUUUUUGUUGGAUUUCGGAGCACCGGAGCGAUUCAUUACGGACCGUGGACGAGGAUUCAUGUCAAAAAAAUUAGAGGCGUUUUGUCGGACGCAUGGAAUUUAUCAUAGCGUAACGUCACCAAGGCAUGCUCAAGCGAACGGGCAAGUAGAGAAAGUGAAUCGAACCUUGCUCCCAGUAAUACAGGCAAACUUAUUGGAGCAGGAGCACGAUAGACAUUGGGAUAAGAACCUCAAGAGGGUAGCAUGGAGCUUGAAUUCAGCGAUCAACAAAACUACCGGGAGGACUGCCUUUGAAAUGUUGUAUGGUUACAACCCAAGGAUCGGGGACGGACUUUUGCGACAGAUCACUAUCCAGGAAGAAGCUACUCGUUACUGA